UCUUAAAUGACUCGCAAAACAGAACUUGGUUUACCAACAUAUUACGCUGUAAAUGAGAGCGAAAAAAACAAUUUUGAUAACAACAAUGUCGCGGUCCGGAGCGGUCGAUUGUUUUGCUAUUCGUUCUUGAAAAACAGGAAAAACAUAACCGAUAACAAAAAAAGUUUCAGAACGCACUAAGCUUGACAGGACAGUGGCAGCCUAUGCAUCGGAUUUAUUUUAUUUUUUCUUUUAUUAAUUUAUUAUUUUAUUUAUUGAUUGUUACACACUUAUCUUUAUUUUUAUUUAUUAUUGUGUGAAUAAUAACAGGAAUAUCUUGCAUAUUGAAAGUAGAUGUAGAAGUUGUGACGCGGGACCGUGAGAGAUGGAGACGAGUGCCGAGUCUGGCAGCAUGUCGCCGGCGCGCGUGAAGCUGGAGCCCGAGGCGGACCAGUCGGAAAUCAUCAUUGUUAAAGAAGAAGCUGUAUUCCUGGAUGAAGAGGAGCGCGUGAAGGAGGAGUGGUCGGAUAGCACGGCCGGGCGCGGCGUGAGCGAGGCAGCCAUGCUGGCCGACUUGUACAUCGAGCACGAGGUGAAGGACGAGCUCGUGCUGGGGCCGGAGCGCCCGCACCGCCCCGUAGUCGCCCCGGCCGCCCUAUCUUACCGUGUCGCAGCGUCCGCUGAACAUAAACCUUUCUGGUGUUGUCAAUGUGACUACAAGUGUAAAAGCAAAGCGUAUUUACGGAAGCACCUGUUGACACACACAGACGUAAAGCCAUUUAGUUGUAGCCACUGUGACUAUAAGUGCAGAAGAAAAGCUAAUUUAAAGUCUCACCUGAUGAAUCACACUGAUGAGAAGCCUUUCAGAUGUAGCCACUGUGACUACAAGUUUAGACAAAAAGCAAAAUUAAAUUCUCACCUGAUUACUCACUCUGACGAAAAACCUUUCGAGUGUAGUCAAUGUGACUACAAGGGUAAGAAAGAAUCAUAUUUACGGAGGCACCUGGUGACUCACGUAGUCCACACAGACGAGAAGCUAUUUAGUUGUAGCCACUGUGACUACAAGUGUAUACGAAAAUCACAAAUACAGUCUCACCUGUAUACUCACUCUGACGAAAAACCUUUCGAGUGUAGUCAAUGUGACUACAAGUUUCGAAGCAAAGCGUAUUUAAGGAAGCACCUGUUGACACACACAGAGGAGAAGCCAUUUAGUUGUAGCCACUGUGACUACAAGUGUAGAAAAAAGUAAAUUUACAGAAUCACCUGUUGACACACACAGACGAAAAGCCUUUUAGAUGUAGCCACUGUGACUACAAGUGUAGACAAAAAGCCCAUUUAAAGUCUCACCUGAUUACUCACUCUGACGCAAAACCUUUCGGCUGCAGUCAAUGUGACUACAAGUUUAGAC
Leguminivora glycinivorella is the source of this 1387-nucleotide messenger RNA. Its product is annotated as gastrula zinc finger protein XlCGF8.2DB-like. Gene Ontology annotation, molecular function: RNA polymerase II transcription regulatory region sequence-specific DNA binding; DNA-binding transcription factor activity, RNA polymerase II-specific. Bases 365 to 1228 code for a protein of 287 amino acids. Gene Ontology annotation, cellular component: nucleus. The transcript is spliced from 2 exons. The record is from RefSeq and is a predicted model, not a curated record. Gene Ontology annotation, biological process: regulation of transcription by RNA polymerase II. Lineage: Eukaryota; Metazoa; Arthropoda; Insecta; Lepidoptera; Tortricidae.